AUGACAUCUGACCAAGAAACCACCUCAAAUCCCUGGGUCGAGUAUGAUCGCCAGACCACCAUUGUCCGGUGUGAUUGGGGCCCCUGCGGAGAGCCCCGUGGCCGCAGCGACCUUACGUCGAUUAUGGCGAAGAACUUUCAGACUCGGUCUAAUUCUGAGCCUUACGACCCCUAUGGAACCUCCAGGCGAUGGGUGGAUAUUCUGUCCUGUGCGCUGAGCCAACCCAUUACCCUCUCCCACCCCGAUCCAGCCGACCCCAACAAGACCCUACAAUCACUAGGCUUGAGCAUUAUCUCGCGCUACUACACUAAGCCCAAUCCGCAGCAGGCAGAGGCAGCAGGUGAGCAAGUCCACAGGCUUCAGCCCGUCCUCACCCCCCAAAAUGCACAGCUCGUCAUUGUGGACGUUGUUCGGCCCGAGGACGCGAGAGUAGAAAUUGAAAACACCCAAUAUGUUGACGGGUCUGUACUGACUGCCCCUCAUGCUCGCGCUUCUCCUCUCUUCCGGAUCUUCUGUGUCCCUUGGGAUUCUUCAUCACAAAUGAAUUCUCCAAUCAUGACGCAGGAGGCCAGCGAGUUUCACCAGAAAUUUCCCACCUCCGCUGGGGGCAAGGACCUGCAUGUCAUCCGCAACGGAUGUGUCAUAGCCAGGAAUCAUGCCCUGGGAUUUUUUGUUGUUGACGCGGGUGAAAUGAGAGCCGACGAAUACCUUCGCUUGACUAGUACCUUGCGCAACGCAAGGCGCGAUCGGAUCUGGAUGGUGAGAUUCUUGCAAAGAACCCUUCACCACGCCCUCUGGGACGCCCUCGUGGACCAUCAGGCCCGGUACGCCUGA
Messenger RNA from Aspergillus saccharolyticus JOP 1030-1, 834 nucleotides. RefSeq lists its product as uncharacterized. Lineage: Eukaryota; Fungi; Ascomycota; Eurotiomycetes; Eurotiales; Aspergillaceae. The record is from RefSeq and is a predicted model, not a curated record. The coding region runs from base 1 to 834 and encodes 277 amino acids. The transcript has a single exon.